This is a messenger RNA of Colletotrichum tamarilloi, 114 nucleotides long. RefSeq lists its product as uncharacterized. The transcript is spliced from 2 exons. Bases 1 to 114 code for a protein of 37 amino acids. Lineage: Eukaryota; Fungi; Ascomycota; Sordariomycetes; Glomerellales; Glomerellaceae. The record is from RefSeq and is a predicted model, not a curated record.
AUGCGAAGAGCAGCCUUUUAUGAUGGUCAUAGACGCCCGCACGCGGUUGACAACAUAUCUUGUUCCGCGAGGCUUCGAGGCAGACUGCUGCAAACUAUUGAAGAGAUGAAAUGA